This is a messenger RNA of Gymnodraco acuticeps, 3398 nucleotides long. Its product is annotated as artemin. The coding region runs from base 143 to 814 and encodes 223 amino acids. Lineage: Eukaryota; Metazoa; Chordata; Actinopteri; Perciformes; Bathydraconidae. Gene Ontology annotation, molecular function: growth factor activity; receptor tyrosine kinase binding; glial cell-derived neurotrophic factor receptor binding. The transcript is spliced from 4 exons. The record is from RefSeq and is a predicted model, not a curated record.
CGGAGCCCGGGCUGCGCCACUAUGGCCCGGGGUCUAGCCGAGGAGGCAGCACUGAGGUCCGCAGAGAACACCUGUGUGUGGAUUAUUGUUGUUAAUAUUAUUCCAGCCGCGGGACGCCAGCAGGAGCUCUACAAACUCCUCCAUGAUCGGGAGGGCGAGCAAACUCGGCAAAGAUGGAAAAACCUGGUGGAGGCAGGACGUGUCGUCUCCCCAGCAUCACCUGAAGAACUGGAAGAUGAUGCUGUGGGUGCUGGCAUCAUUGCUGACACUGGUGGAGGAUGUGUUUUCUGAGGAGGACAAUAAAGAGUCAGACCUCCAGCAUGUCCUCAGGCUCCCCUCCGUGUCUCCUGCUAAGGACCUGGACCGGGGCAGCAGGGGCCACAUAUCCUGGCCUGGAGCCCUUGAAGAGUGGUCACUAAUGCAAGAUGGGGAAAUCCAGCAGAGCAGAUGGCGGCGAGCCUACCGUGACCCAGAUUUGCCCAGAACGUCAAGGAGAAACCGCAAGAAGACCAAGGUCAGUCACGACUGCCAUUUGGAGAGGAAGGAGAUGCGGGUGCGGGAUCUGGGUCUUGGCUACGACUCGGAUGAAAUAAUCCUCUUUAAGUACUGUGUUGGGACAUGCCACAGCUCCCGCAAGAACUAUGAUCUGGUCGUGAAGGCUUUGAUGGAAAAUGGGAGCAUCUCUGGGAAGAAGGUUAGCAGCCACCCAUGCUGUCGGCCGACCCGGUAUGAGACUGUGUCCUUUAUGGAUGAACAGACUACCUGGCAGACCAUCAGGUGGCUCUCAGCGGCCAACUGCAGCUGUUUUAGCUGAUAGUAGGGAACAUCUAUCACAAGCACAGAAAAGCUUUGUUAAGCUAAAGAGCAGCAUGCUGUAAGCACUGGUGUCUGAAGUGGGUGACCAAACCCUGAUCCAGCAGCAUGGGCUGGAUUUGGAUCCUCAAGGCAGCGGCCAUGGUCUUCACUCCAUGAAUAGCACAAGCAGGCUAACUGGAUUUGUGCCACAAUCCUGGGGCUGAGCAGGGUUUGUUUUAAUGCCACUAGCAAGAAGAGCAGAGGAGGAAACUAUCAGUGUUGUUCCGGUCCAUAAUGGACUAUAUGUUGUUUCCUUGAAGGCUUGGCAGCCAUGUUGAAGGUCUUUAGCUCUUAGAAGCUAACCAUAUCUCUAAGUAUGCAGCUUGGCUAACAAGAAUUCAGUACGGUCAACUGUCUGACUGGAAGCUUUACAUUUCACCAGGAGUCUUUUUUCUGUUAGGCAGAAAAUGCUUACCAGCUAGGAAGCGAAAACAUUAGCUGGUCCUCAUGUAGCCGCUAGUGUUAGAUGAUGCUAACUGCAUACAGGCAUUGGUGGCUGGCUGAAACAUAUUCCAGCAGUUAUGAAGGGGAACAUUUUUCCUAAUGUGUUCACAAGAUUCAUUUUCAGCAAAUUAAAUAACACAUUUCAAACUUUAUUAUUUAAUUCAUGUUGAAUAUGAUACAACUUUAAGCAUAAAACCUGAAACCAAAUAGCUAUUCACUUAUCCAAAUCCAAAAACUGUAAAAAUGUAGGAAAGGCAGCAUAUUUAGAUUACAGCUUUAACGUUAAUGUUUAAGAAGAGAUAAACGUGGUGCCUAAACACCAUCCAAAAGCAUCAGUUAAGCAACACCAUUUUAAUUCAAUCAACCUAUUAUUAAUUCAAGGCAAGAGUGAUCUUUGUGCUUUCCUGUUUUAAAACAUCACCUUUUAUAUUGGAUGCAUAAUUCUAUGGAGAAAACUUAAUAAUUUAUAACUCAUAUUAUUGUAUUGAAGUAUUGUAUUGGCACGCAGCAUGUUUUGGCAAAACUAUAUCCCCUUCAUUUCCCCUGCUGCUAAGGCCUAAAAAAUGUUUGCAAUACAACAACCGUAAAAUAUAAUUGGAACAAACAAGUUUCCUUAAUUAAAUUAAUAUUGAAAUACAUUUUAAGAUGAAGGUGUUUCAUAGAUUUACAUAUGGUUUGAUUCAUCGGCUUCAAAGGUCUGCAUGGUAAGACUUUUUAAUCCUGACAUGUUGUUAUUGUGCUAGCUAACCAAGCGUAACACUCAAUCAUUUGUUCAUGUCACAGUAUCAAUGCAUCUAAAAAAACAUGUUUGCCUUACCAGACCAAUAUUUCAGUUUGAACACCACUGACUAAUUCAUCCUUAUCCAUUGGCUCUACUCUAUACUUAUCAAUUGACUCUAAAGCAUGGUUAAAAUAUGUAUCUUUUUCUUACAUGGUUAUUUUAUAGACAAGGGUAUUAUCAUUUAUUUGCCAAAACCAGUUAUCUACUGAACCUCCAAGAUGGAGAGAAUGAUGAUUUCUGGACAUGUGUAAAUCAACUGCGAAGCCUCUAUUUAACAAAGACAAUUUCAUGAACAGCCUAAAAUAGUAUUUAUGUUUUCUUUUGUAAAUACAAUGGUCUUCAUAAGACCAACAUUUCCUCUCACCAUGUGAUACCUUCCAGGGCAGCUAACAUCCAUCUGGUCAAGGAAAAGUCAUUAUCAUUCAUUAAGAGUCGUUACAGCAACUAUAGUAAAACUUCAAAUGUCCUAAAAAAAAUCUCUUACCCUCACAAACACAAUUCAAGUUUCAAAAUACAAAAACAUUUAGCUUUGUUUAUUUUAGUGCAUGACAUUCAUAAAGCAUUACAUGACCCCAUCGGCUUUCUAAAUCCAGCAGAUCAGAUCAUAACAUGCUGUUCUCUAGCUAACAUAUGCUAAUUGUAAAUGCCACAGCAGCUCAGGAGGACCUAAAAGCACAGCUUGUUUACAUCUCUGUCAACAGUCUAUUGUAGGAUGCCAACACAAAUAUAGUCAUGAGGCAGCCAUCAAUCGCAGUGAUAGCUUUUCACCACGCGGUCUAUUUUCAGAUCAGGUGCGACAUGAUCCCAGUCACAACCAUCAGACCUGUACAUCAAACAAAAUAAGUGCUAGAAAUCAGUUUGAAUGUGAUUUCUAAUGCUGGCAUAUCACAGAUUAUCACAAAUGAUAUGCAACAUGGUGUUUCUACAUAUUAUUUUAGAAAGUUGUGUCCAGAGAAGCUAAUUAGACUGUGGCAUUUAUCAUCACUAACAUUAUUUCACACAAAGCUCAGCAUUAUAAGCAUUUUUCCAGUAUUUCUACGUCUGAAAAAAUUGGGAUGUUUACAAUUUAGCAUCACAAAUCUUAUGUUAUAAUAUUUUAUAUGUGCAUGCAGGUGCUCUAAAACAGUAUUCAUACACAUUGGUUUUUUGUUCAGCUCUAUCGAAAAUAGUUUAACAAUAUCCAAGUGAAGCAUUAAAUGAUAGGCAGUAUGUAUUGAUUGAUUGAUUGAAAAGUUUAUUAACAGCUUGUAUAUUGGGUACAGUACAGUACAGCUCAAAACAUACAAUUGUUAAGGGGAUGCAGACCAGAGAAAGACUU